Manis javanica (Malayan pangolin) is the source of this 1905-nucleotide messenger RNA. NCBI's taxonomy places the organism in Eukaryota, Metazoa, Chordata, Mammalia, Pholidota, Manidae. The record is from RefSeq and is a predicted model, not a curated record.
AUGACGCUGUUAUUGCCUAGAGGAAACCUGAAUAUUGGAGGACAUGUUACCAAGAAUAUAGCUGAAACUUUUGCAUUGUUUGACAAUCUUCGUCACUUAUUCCAUGUAGGUUCAUACACCACUGGAGGAAGUAGUUCAGCAGCAACAGUUUCAAAGGUUCAUACACCACUGGAGGAAGUAGUUCAGCAGCAACAGUUUCAAAGGUAUGCAAGAGUGGGUUAUUUAGGUGCCAAUUCGAAAUUAAACUGGUUAAACCUGUAUCCUUUCAUCGCGAAGCCAGAUCCCGGACACCCGUCCCCGCCGUGGUGCCUCCGCCCUCCGCUUGGCGUGGAGGCGCCGCCGUCGCUGGAGCAAACAUGCCCGGAGUGGGCCUUGCGGGGGUUGCCCGGGCCGGGAAGCCGCGGCCCCGUGUCUGUUCCUGAACGGACAGCUUCCCCACGCCCCACGCCGUCUCCCCGCAGGGGUGGGCGUGGCCCAGGCCCUCCCGCGGCGCUCGCUCUGCCCUGUGCAGCCUCCGCCCAUGCCCGUGCCGUGCUCGCCAGCGGCUGCUUCUGGGUUCUGAUCAAGCAGGAAAGGCGAAAGCAAAAGGAAUACUUUGAAAAGAAAAGGUUAAAAUCAAAAAUGAAAUCACUGGGAGUUUUUUCCCCUGUCAAAAAUUCCACUGCCAGUUUAGAUCUUGUCAAUCUAUACAUAGUAAAUCAGAUAUCUUGCCAUAAGAAAACACCUGAAGCCGUGAGAAAACCAACCCAUGUGAAUAUGAGUAGAGACAUAAAAAUGCCCCAGAAGCAUGAUUUAGAACUUCCAGUAUCGCCUCAUUGUGUACCAUCUAACCUCUGCAUUGAUGAUACAGAAAACAAUACACAUCAUCAAAGACUAGGCAGCAAGAAAGAUGGCCCAGUUCAGUCGUCACAAGUCAUGGGCUCACACAGAAUGUUCGAACCUCAGUUCAACAGAAUAGAAAACUGCAGUUUCACUCCAUCAUCUUUUUCAGCAGAAUUAUCUUCUAAUAGACAUAUUACAGAACAAAAUUUCGUUCCCAGAAUAGCACCUAGUCCUCAGAAAGCUGCGUAUGAAGAAAAGCAGAAUGAGCAGCUCAGUAAUGUUAAUUAUUCUAAUUCCUUGGUUUCCAAAUUUAAUGAAAAUGAAGAUACUCUCAGUCCAUCAUACAAAAUAGCACAAUUUGGAAUGUUGUUUGAAAGAUUUAACAGUCCAGGAAAUAGGAAUUACCCAACUGGAAGACCUGCAGUAGUGAUGGAUGAGAGAAGACAGUCAGACUUCAUUACUGAAAAACGAUCAGUACAACAUAUGUGGGGAGAAAAUAGAAAAAAGGCUUUAGAUUUUUUUGAAGAUGUGAACCAGCCAACCCCCAGGCUUCUGUCAGAGAAUUGUGACUCUUUUAUUAGUGGAAAUGUGAUCAGUUUAUUAAACAUAGAUCAGCAGAGAAUAAAAAAUACCUUUGACAAGUAUGGUUAUGACAGUAUGGGAGAUACUUGUGCAAUCACUAGUUCUGAUAAAAGCAGUUCCACUGAUGGAUGCAUUGAAAGUAUUUUUACAGAUCCAGGAUUGAAUUUUACUAAUUCUACUUUUAAUACAAGUUAUCCAGAAGAGUGCCAUCCAAACAAGAGCCAUCAGGAGUACAGCAGUAAUGAAAGAAGUGCCCUUAAUACAUCUCAGGGUUUUUACCCAGCCAGUUCUCAAAAAAAGGGAAAAUUUGAAAUUGAUCAAGAGAAGACACCACAGAAAAAAAUCCGGCAAUAUCCAGUGAACCAUAUGGGUGAUAUUCCUUUGGAAGGAUUGCAUUCCAAGCAGUCAUUGGAUUUUUGACCUGGUGAGAUUCUGAUUGAAGGAGGAGGAGCAUGUUCUUUAAAAGGCAGGCCAACAUCUUCUAAGAAAAUAUGUCAGUAA